This is a messenger RNA of Linum trigynum, 2398 nucleotides long. NCBI's taxonomy places the organism in Eukaryota, Viridiplantae, Streptophyta, Magnoliopsida, Malpighiales, Linaceae. The record is from the annotation of a GenBank genome assembly.
UACUAUGUCUUGGAUCUGUCGUUACGUCCAACUCGAGAAACUCUAAAUGCAGCUUUUGUAUAGGGGAUAAGAUGAUUUCUUGCAAGAUGAUCGUUUCACUCACUGCUUAGAUUGAAGCUUCCCAAUAGUGCUAAUCAUAAUCUCCACGGUAGCGAAUUCAAGCCGCUCGUUCAACACAUCCAGCCAGCCAGUCACUGACUCCCUGUUGCUUUGUCGAUGCCAUCAGCCCGCCGAUUCAAUAUCUUUUUAUGAAAUAUAUUAGGGUUGAUAAAAUAUUAACUAAACUAUCUUUGAAUUAAUUAUGAUUCUAUAAUUACUAUUUCAAUCUCAAAUCUCAGUCCAUUAUAAUGGCUUUAUAUAAUGUAGUAUUAAAAUGUUAAAUGUUUUACCUGGUUAAGAAAUUAAUGGGUUGGGUUUUUCCACCCGACCGGCACUUAUAAAGUAAAAUGAUAAGAUUUUGUAUCUAAGUGGACUUAUAUGAAUAAUUUUUGAAUGUUAUUAGUAAUAUUUAUUGAGAUGUAUAAUUUCUAUAACAUUACGACAAUGAGUGCUAAAAAAAAUGUAAGAUUAUGUUUUGUGAACCCAUGGCCGUACUCAUGAAUUCAUUGGUAAACGUUAGGUUGGAUUUUCACUUCUAAAACCUAAUAGGUAUUUUAUCGAAUUUUUUAGUGGACGCACCCAUUAGAUUGAGUUUGGAUUUAGAGAAACCAGACACAUUGUCAUGCGAACCGAUCUUUUUCUAAACCUAUCUUAAUAUGUCUGUCGGGCCAUUAAGGCUAUCCCACUUCCGAGGCUGAAUGUGGAUGAUAAAUUGAUCUGGCAUAACACUUCUGAUGGGGUGUUCUCCGUUAAGACGGCCUAUCAUCUGGCAGUUGAGCUUGACAAGAGGAGGGGUGGGUGGCGGGCCUCGGUUAGUUGGAUGGAUAGGCAGAGUUGGAUCCGAUUGUGGGAAGCUAAGAUUCCUCCCAAGCUUAAAGUCUUUGUCUGGCAAAUUUUGAAUCGGGCUCUGCCAACCACAGAGGCGCUCAUGAAAAGAAGGUGCCUGUGCUGCCCCGGUGUCCGGUUUGCUGGGAUGGUCCCGAGACGAUGGAGCACAUGUUUCUUUACUGUCCGGUUGCUCGGGCUCUCUGGGACUGCUCGGGGUUGUAUUAUUUAGGGGAGGCUUUGCCUCGGCACACGUUUCCUUUGUUCCUUAAGCGGAUGCUCGCCCUUGUCCAGGAUCCGUCGCUGUUUAUGGCUGUGGUUGCCAUCCUUUGGCGGAUCUGGCGAUCCCGGAACUGGGUUAUCUUUGAAGGCAAACAGUUUGGGAUUCCGGCUUUAAUGCGCCAAUUUCACCAGCAAUAUGAGGAAUGGGUGGGUCUGCCGGUUGACCAGCAGCCAAGGAUGUCUUGCCAGGUGGUUCAGCCUGGGACCCAUGUGGAUGACUCUCGUUUGGUUUGCAUGUGGGACGGGGCGACUAGGAGGGGAUCACAUUCGGCUGGUGGGAUGGUUCUUUGUGAUCCGGGAAGGUCGAUCCUUCGGGUUAAAGGUGUGCAUUUUGCACAAAUUGAUGAGCCGCUGGUGGUGGAAUUGCUUGUGCUUCGUGAGGCUAUAGUUUGGUGUUUAGAGUAUGGUUUGUCCGAGGUUCGAUUCGAGGGUGAUGCGGAGGUCAUUAUUGACAAGAUUAAUCAAGCUGAUUCGCGUGACAGUCACUUAGGGGCAAUCCUGAAAGAGAUUUGUCAGUAUUUUGAUGCUCAUCCGGGAUUUAGUGUGCGGUUUGUAGGUCGGGGGAACAAUAGGGUAGCUCAUUCGGUAGCUAGAAAAGCCCUCUCUUUGUACCCGAAUACGUAUCGUUUGUUUGAUUUCAGAGCCUGACUGCUAUCCAAGAAGUAACUAUCUUUUGAUUGGAUUAAUAUAUGAUAUCACUUGAAAAAAAAAAAAAGAGUUUACUGCAUGAUUACAUAGAUAUGGGAGGGUAACAACUUUUAGUCGACAAGACAAAACUUUCAGACCAUUCCAAUAGCUUGCCACUGUACAAAUGAUUAAAAGAAAUUUGCAAAACUAACAAAUAUUGAUAGAGCACUGGAAUUUUAUGUAACGAUUAAACCAUUCCACGAUAAUAUUAUUUAGCUAAAAGUAUGUUACAAAGUUCAAACUUAGCUAAUAGUGAGAGGAUUACCCACAAAAAACUAAAAAGAAGAAAAAAAGAGUAACAAGCUGGGAGGUAAGAAUUUUUUUGGGGGGAAUAAAUGACAAUCCAAGAAUGGUUCCAUAAACAUGAGUUUGGUGAAGCAAACCCAUGGCAAAAAAGGAGAGAUUAUUGGAAUUGUAAUAAUUCCAAGAAAAACGCCACUCUCUUCAUAAUUCAUCAUUAUUUUCAUUCCCUCUUAAUUCUUUAAAAUGAAAAAAGUAAUUCACC